AGCAUCUGGUGCCAGCCCCGACGGGGCCCGGAAACACGAGAGCUCCGAGGGAGGGCAGCGGCACCUGCGCGGCCCUCGGACACCCGCUACGGGGAAGUGAAACUGUGUGGGGAACCCCGCGGCUCCACGUGGUGCUCACAACCGAGGCGCUGCCGUUGCCCGUCCGUGGGGUGUGCGGCUCCCGAUGCCUCCGCACCGCGGGGACGGAACGGUCCCGUCGCCGAUGCCGGGAGCUUCUCGGUGCCGGGGCUCUGGCUGGCCCCGGGUGCCGCACCGGGCUCACCGCCUCAUCCCGUCGGACGAUGAGCUCUACCAGCGCACUCGGCUGACGGUGCUGGAGCCGGAGUCCCCCAACAUCAUGUUCAUCGAGGGCUACAGCAGCCGCGGCUUUACCAUCAACGGGGACGUGGUGGUGGGGCCCUGCGCCGUCCUGCCCCGCACCAUCCUGCAGUGGAACGUCGGCUCCUACAGGGACAUCUCGCACGAGAGCCUGUCGCUGUUCCGGCUGCUGGAGCCUCGGAUCGAGAUCCUGGUGCUGGGCACAGGAGACAGGGUAGAGCGGCUCCCUCCUGCCAUGCUGAAGCAGAUGCGGGAGUGCGGGAUCGCCGUGGAGGUGCAGGACACGCCAAAUGCCUGUGCAACCUUCAACUUCCUCACGAGUGAGAAGCGCAUGGUGGCUGCGGGGCUCAUCCCUCCCCGUGGCACCUACAGGGACACAUCAGACUCUGCCUACGCAAUUCUGCCCUCGCCUGCCUGAAGCCCCUGAGCAUCACUGGAGAAAUGCACUGGAGCUGUCGGAGCUGCUGGAGGAGGCUGCACACACGAGGGUGUUGUGGAGUGCAUGGACUUGGCUCUGCCCUAAAUCCCAGUUUCUCGCCCUCCUUGCCCAGCCUGGAGCAUGUUACGAGGUAUGAGCAUUGCUUGCAGCAGAGUGCCUUGGCACUGAGAACCCGCUGCCCCAGGGCAGAGUGGAGGUGCUGGGGCAAGCUGCACACUCAGGCACAUUUGGGGCUCCACAAGGAAAAUACACGUUAAUUGGGUGCACAAA
Molecule: messenger RNA, 1048 nt
Organism: Melopsittacus undulatus (budgerigar)
Lineage: Eukaryota; Metazoa; Chordata; Aves; Psittaciformes; Psittaculidae
Gene: NDUFAF3
Product: NADH:ubiquinone oxidoreductase complex assembly factor 3
Exons: 5
Coding region: 185-757 (190 amino acids)
Biological process (GO): mitochondrial respiratory chain complex I assembly
Cellular component (GO): mitochondrial inner membrane
Source: RefSeq, a predicted model, not a curated record